GGGAGAAACCAGGCCGAGCAGCUGUGUGGGAGCAAGCUUGCGUCUGAGGGUCCCUGGGCGUACCUCAUGGGCUUCCAGACCGGUUCACGCCUGCAGCUUGCUGAGCCUGAAGGAGACGGAGUUGCGUGGCAUUUACAGCAGAGGAGAGAAGCUGCUUCUGUCUUCUUCAUGCACCCGUCUGCAGGAACAGAACAUGCGAGUCUGUUCCCCACCUCUGGGUCGUUCGUUUGUCUCCUCUGCCUGGACACUCUUUCCUGAGAGCUUACUUUGGCUACCUCUCAUCCUUCAAGUCUAAGCUCAAAGGUCACCUCUCAAAGAUGCUUGCCCUGACCACCAAUCUAAAUAAGACUGAACGAAAUGAAACCAGGACACUUAUGGCUGCGUCUCAUGCUGCUUGGGGUUUCCUUGCCAGCUGCACUGGGGUGGAUGGACCCAGGAACCAGCAAAGGCCUGAACAUGGGUGUGGGUGACUCACAGGCAGAGGAGUCCAGAAGCUUUGAAGUCACAAGAAGAGAAGGACUUUCUGGCCACGACGGGCUGCCAGCAUCCUGUGGGAAGAAGUUCUGCAGCCGUGGGAGCAGGUGCAUGCUCAGCAGAGAGACGGGGGAGCCCGAAUGCCGGUGCCUGGAGGCAUGCAGGCCCAGCUACAUGCCUGUGUGUGGCUCCGAUGGGAGGUUUUAUGAGAACCAUUGUGAGCUCCACCGUGCAGCUUGCUUGCUGGGGAGGAAGAUCGUCAUCGUCCGCAGCAAGGACUGCUUCCUUAAAGAUGACCCGUGCACCAUGGCCGACUAUGCCCGCCUGAAGAAUGUCCUUCUGGCGCUCCAGGCCCGCCGGCGGCCACUCCCAGAUGGGGACAGCCGACAAGACCCUGCCUCUCAGAAGCGCCUCCUGGUGGAAUCUCUAUUUGCGGACUUGGAUGCAGAUGGUGAUGGCCACCUCAGCGGCUCGGAACUGGCUCAGCACGUGCUGAAGGAGCAGGACCUGGAGGAGGGCUUCCUGGGAUGCUCACCGGGCGACCUCCUCCGAUUUGAUGACUACAACAACGAUGGCUCCCUGACCCUCCACGAGCUCUACACAGCUUUCCAGGUGGUUCAGCUUACCCUCGCCCCUGAGGAUAGGGUCAGCGUGGCCACAGUGACCGUGGGGCUGAGCACGGUGCUGACCUGUGCCAUCCGCGGAGACCUGCGACCACCCAUCGUCUGGAAGCGCAAUGGGCUUACCCUCAACUUCAUGGCCUUGGAAGACAUCAAUGACUUCGGAGAGGAUGACUCCCUCUACAUCACCAAGGUGACCACCAUCCACAUGGGCAACUACACCUGCCACGCCUCCGGCCAUGAGGAGCUCUUCCAGACCCACGUCCUGCAGGUGAAUGUCCCGCCAGUCAUCCGUGUGUACCCGGAGACCCAGGCGCAGGAGCCCGGGGUGGCAGCCAGUCUGAAGUGCCACGCGGAGGGCAUUCCUAUGCCCAGAAUCACUUGGCUGAAAAACGGCAUGGACGUCUCAACCCAGAUGUCGAAACAACUCUCCCUUUUAGCCAACGGGAGCGAACUCCACAUCGGCAGUGUUCGGUAUGAAGACACGGGGGCGUAUACCUGCAUUGCCAAAAAUGAAGUGGGUGUGGACGAGGAUAUAUCCUCACUUUUCAUCGAAGACUCUGCUAGAAAGACCCUUGCAAACAUUCUGUGGCGAGAGGAAGGCCUCAGUGUGGGAAACAUGUUCUAUGUCUUCUCUGACGAUGGCAUUAUCAUCCUGCACCCCGCGGACUGUGAGAUCCAGAGGCACCUCAAACCCACUGAGAAGAUCUUCAUGAGCUACGAAGAAAUCUGUCCUCAAGUGGAAGGAAAUGGCACCCAGUCAUGCCAGUGGGCAUCAGCAGUGAACAUCAGGCACCGGUACAUAUACGUGGCCCAGCCAGCACUGAACAGAGUCCUCGUGGUUGAUGUGCAAGCCCAGAAAGUCCUACAGUCCAUAGGUGUGGACCCUCUGCCAGCUAAGCUGUCCUAUGACAAGUCUCAUGACCAAGUGUGGGUCCUGAGCUGGGGGGAUGUGCACAAGUCCCAACCAAGCCUCCAGGUGAUCACAGAAGCCAGCACCGGCCAGGGCCAGCACCUUAUCCGCACACCGUUUGCAGGAGUGGAUGAUUUCUUCAUUCCUCCAACAAACCUCAUCAUCAACCAUAUCAGGUUCGGCUUCAUCUUCAACAAGUCUGAGCCCGCAGUUCACAAAGUUGACCUGGAAACACUGGUGCUGCUCAAGACCAUCAGCCUGCAGAGCCACGGCUGCGUGCCACAGGCCAUGGCCCACACCCACCUGGGCGGCUACUUCUUCAUCCAGUGCCAACAGGAUGGCCCCGCUUCUGCCGCCCCCCAGUUGCUGCUCGACAGCGUCACGGACUCCGUGCUCGGCCCCAAUGGGGACGUGACUGGCACCCCACACGUGUCCCCCGACGGGCGCUUUGUGGUCAGCACUGCUGCCACCAGCCCCCAGCUGCACGUGCAGGAGAUCACUCUGCAGGGAGAGAUCCAGACUCUCUCUAGCCUGAAAAUAAGCCAGGGCAUCUCCGACGUGGCCUUCCAGCACUCCUUCACCCACGGCAAUCAGUACUACAUCUACGCCCCCCUGGAGACAGAGCCAGACCUGCUGUUCCUGGAGCUGUCCACGGGGAAGACGGGCAUGCUCAAGAACUUGAAGGAGCCGCCCACGGUGCCCGCAUGGCCUUGGGGAGGGCCCCGCAGGAUCGUGAGGGACAGCGGGCUCUUCGGACAGUACCUGCUCAUCCCCGCCCAAGAGUCGCUGUUUCUCGUCAACGGGAGACAAAACGCGCUGCGGUGUGAGGUGUCGGGCGUAAAGCGGGGGACCACAGUGGUGUGGGUGGGCGAGGUAUGAAGGAGCCCGGGGCAGAGCCCUGGGCCACCAAGCACGGCCGAGUCCUCACACCGCAGCCCCAAGCAGGCGCCCUGUACAUUUUCACGGACAAACGCAAAACCUGUAUCCGCUUUGUGGUUCAACACUGGCCUCCUUGCAAGUUUCCUAGUAUAAGGUAUGCGCUGCUAACCAGAUUGGGGUUUUUCGUUGGGAAGUAUGAUUUAUGCCUUGAGCUACGGUGAGAACACACGCUGCUGUGUAAAGGAAUCAUUUCUGUGCCCAGCUACACGCCAUGUUUCCUGGGGAACGCUGCGGAACCAAGAGCUCCUGCUUUCCAGGCUGACACUUGUGUCGGUUGCCUUCAUGUACUCAUUGUCCGUCACGGCCGGGUCCAGCCGACCUCCCCCCGAUGGAGUGGCCCCGAAGCCAGGCCUGGAAACUCAGUGCGAGCCCUGGCUUUCGCUCCAGGCAUGAGAGCCACGUCUGCCCUCAUUCCGGACCUUCUUUUCUCCUGCGCAGCCGCUUCAUGCUUUUUUUCCAUGUGACUUGGUGUAAGCCUGAGGGAGAUCCAGCCAGACUCUUGCGUCUUGGGGGAUGGGGAAAUCACUUACUUUAUUUUGGAAAUUUUGAUUAAAAGAUAAUUUUUUAUAAUCUCAAAUGCUAGUAAGCAGAAAGAUGCUCUCCGAGGUCCGCUCUGUUCGUCCCUGCCUUAGGCCAAGUCUCUGAGAGUCACCACCCCACACCCAGAAAGAACAGUGAUCAUCCAGGAAUAACGGUCCUCUAUACCACGGACACCCCGAAUACAGAUCUAGCCACCACAGUGGCAAAGACUUUGUUCUGGGCCGGGACGCAAAGAGACCAGGACAAACCCUGUGUGCCUGCUUUUUACCACUGAACGGGGAUGUUUUAUGAGCCGGGCCCAGUUCCCCAGAUUCAGGGCAGACUGGGCUUGCCACGGGGGCGGCCUACAGAAGAGUGACCUCCUGGUGCAACACAAAGACACGUGUGGGGUCCAAGUGGCUUCUGUAGGCGAUCCCUUUCAAAAAUCAAUUUCUUUUCUGCCCGUGGCCCUUGCACUCAGCUCUAGCACGCCCGUCAUUGCAUCAUCACUGCACAGCACAUUUCAGUCUUUUCUUACACGUGGACCCUUCUGUCCCCAAUAAUAUACACUGCAAAACCCACAAUCAGAAGGCGGAGGGAAGGGGGGGCCAGUGGCGGGAGGGUGUGGGCUGCCAAUGCUUCAUGAUUCCCAAAUAUCUCAGACAGUGCUGGGCUGUCAGGGGGGCAUCGAGGAAGUACAACCCAGCUGGCCCCGAGAAGACAGCUCAUGUUGGAGAAUGUCAGCUUUGGGGCUCCCAGCACACCCCUUUCCUUCUCCCUCGCCUCAUUCACCAAAACACACUUGUAUGCUUUCUGGCCUGAAUGAUCGGUUUUCAAGUCACGUGAAGUUGGAAGAGAUGGUCUCAUCAUGGACACCUCACCUAGGGCAGACCGCUUCACCUGCCAACAUGGCCGUGCUUUUCCCGCUCUGAUCACUGGCCGCUUUCAGGGAAAGGAAGACACAGACCCUGCCUUGCUGUAAAUACAGCUCCCUUGCACACUCACCUGAAUGCCCAACCUACCUGACCCCAACUUGAUUUCCUGAAAUCAGCCAGUCCUGUUGUCUCACGUAUCUUGGUCCAUCCAAAGCCUGUCCCCUCCAACUCCCAAGAGUGUGCCUAGAUAUGUACAUGCAUACUUUAGAUUUUGUUACAUGUACUUGAGCUGUAGCUACAGGUUGAAAGGAUGGACUUCGAAAGCCGCAUACUCAGUUUCCCAAGAGCUGGAAUGGAUGGGUGACACCUCUCACCCUUUCUUCUUCCUGCCGCAAUCUCUUGACACAUUCACUUCCAGACUUCCACAUUUAUCACUGCAGUUCUCCACUUUCACCAACUUCUCCCUUUGGAAAAAUCUUCCAGAUGAUGGCAACCCCUGGCAGAGAAAGUCUGAGCCUACCUGAGGAAGAGCCUACCACCUACCAGGUCAGGACAUCAGCCCCUCGGGCUCAUGGGUUCCUAAGUCAAAGACCAGUCCAAUCCCAGCAGGCCUUGUGAUCUGGGAGACUGCAGCAUCUGUUCCUUUGCCUCAUUCCUUCUGUUUCUAAGUGUGUCUGAAAAGCAUUUCUGCCUCUGGCUAACUCACUGUGCAAUUAACUGGAGAUGCCAGCUUAGGGCUCGGGGCCAGCGUUCCACACACUGUUGAAUCAGAGCAGGGAUUCGUAGGCCUGAAAACAGUGCAAUUUGCACAUUCACAAAGGCAAGAGAGUAAAUGCUUUUUCAUCACAGCAACUAGCCGAACUGCUGGGUGGGAGGCAGAGGAAAGGCUGGCCAGGCUGCCCCCCGCCCCCCUUCCAACCCCAGAAGCUCAGAGGAACACGGUCCCAAAGUCACUGGUGUAAGAAGUUACCACAGCAGGUGAGCCUUGCUGCCGACCCAGCCACAGCCCUCUGACAAACACACAAGAUCACCUAACAACCAACCAAUACUUCACAUUAAAGAAGCACUUCACCUUAACAAUGACACAUUCACAAUGAACUAUUUCAAAAUUUACUGAAUUUUGAAAUAAAAUUUAAUUUCACAAAAAUUCAACAUAGUAUUUUUUUUCAUAACAACUCACAACCUACACCUUUGCUGAUAUUAAGGAUUUGAAAUGGAGGGGCUGGUGUUCCUUCCACCCCAGUGAGCAAAACUCUGCAUGGAGGCAGUGGGUCUGAAAGCCUACCCAGCCUUCUACCGAGGGGUAGUAGUAAGAGGGAAGUGUCUGCUUGCUGGUGGCCACACGGACCAUCUGCACAGGAGGCCUGGGUGUGGAGCACGUGCUGUGUGGCAAAUGCCACCAUCCCCGCCCCGGCAAUCCUGCCCAACAAACUCUGCCUGGGGCUGGCCCAGGCUUCUUCCCUCGGUCUCCCAGUCAAUUCAAGCGUCUCACUAUACCUUCCCCAAGCCCCUGGAAGUAGCUGGAAGGACCCUGUGAAGGGUGGGUGGGGCCAACCACUAAUCCCCAACCACAAGAUGCAGGAACUUGAAUCUGGACGCAUCAUGAACAGAGACAGAAGCUCAGCCCCUGCAUGCCCCCUCCCACCUCACCCCUGCCACCUGCUGUCUUUCCCACUGCUCUGUGCAGAAAAGGGCUCCCAGCUCCAGGAAGGGCUCCCGAGGACAGCUCUUAACCCUGAAAAAAGCAGAGAACUGCCUGUUGCCCUAGGGAACCUAAUUGCUGAGGCUCUAUUUAGGAGAGCAGCCUGAAGUUGGCUUUGUGUGGCCACACCUUCUUUUCUGUUGACCAAUAACCUGUGAACUAAAGGAGAAUCCAGAACAGAGAUGUGCAACAGAUCCAUUCUGGCUAUAUUUUUCUACCAGGGGCUUGCAACAUCAUCAAUUCAUUUCUCACUGUGUGUUUCAUUAACACACUGUGGAUGCUGAACAACCCUCAUCACCAAAUCCCACAGCCCUGUCCUGGGACCUUCUCUCCAGAACCAAGCCCCUUGGAGUGCUGAGGCCACUUGCCCUCCCUCCCGUGCACUACUGGUCUACCUCACCUUCUCCUCCCUGUACCCAGCUCCUCUGACAGCUGCCCCCACCCAGGAAGCUGGACGGUGACGUGGGCCAACAACAAUGACAUGAAAUCCUUUGCUGUCCUUGCCCACCCAGAACCCCAGGUUCUGUUCCACGUGCAGUCAGAACCCACUGGGACACAGCCCUUGGCCGCCCAGAAUCACAACCUCCACACCCUAGCUUGCAGACCUUCCAAACGAGGUAACCAAGACCAGAGCAAGCUCACAGGUGUCAGAGAAGUCAACUGUUGUCAAACAGAAACUGUCAGACAGGAAUAGAGACCAUGACGUCUCGGCCAAGCUUCGUCCCUUAGAGGGCCCAAGCCACACCUCCCUCCUUCCCACUUUACUCUCAGCCUUUCUGGCUCCCCUCCUAUGCUUCAGGUCUCCUGCACGUGUGCUGUGCCACAGCUCCUACAGUUCAAGGGACAACUGACCUUACUGUCACACCAGCUCCCCACAACAGCCUUUGCCCAUGCUGCUAGCUAGCUUUGCAAGUCCAAGUAAGAAGUCACUCCCAGGGCCACAUACUACUAUUUGCUCCCACAGGAGCACAGAGGCAGAGGAGUUUUGUUUGACAAAGUCACUAGCUGCCAUGGCUUCUGUCCAAAAUCAUAGAGAUUACAGAAUAGAGAGCGGCUUAAAAGAUUCAAAGGAGAAAAUACAUGGUGCCUAUUCUCGAGGUCUGACUACAGGACCCCAAAUCCCUCAUGCAGCACAGGCCACUUCCUGCUUCUCUCUUCACCAGAUUACCUGCCAAGUUACUUGAGAAUCUGAGCAUCUUAUGCAGGCCUGCAGGCUUUAGGCACAGCCACACAGCCGGCAGCAGGAGCCCAGCAAGCAUGGUCUCACACAUUCUCUGGAGCUGUAGGCAGCAGUAGGGAUUAAACCAAACACAGUGUGUGAAAUUAUGGAAAGUAUGGGAAGAGCGGGAAUUGGCCUCCAAAACUGAGAGCGAGGCUUCCUGAGCCGGCACCAAAGUGUUGAACCUAUACUUUUUGUUGUUAUUGGACAAACCCACAAUUCACACACACACACACACACACACACACACACACACACAUGCACACGCACACCCUUCCCAAGCUCAUCUUGACCAAUAUGGGACCAUCUGUUUCCCCUGUGACCCUAGAGAAGGUGGACCAUGCCCCAGAGGGCUCUAGAAGGCUUAGCCUGCUCUGCACAAAGCACAAACUGUUGAUUCGCCCCCACCCCAAGCAUGGUGGCCUCUCCACAUGUCACCAGAGCAGGAUCAGAGAAUGCUGCCCUUUGGGGACACACUCUUCAAGAUCGGAGCUUCCUAGCGAGUUUCCAUAGUUACCACAUUCGCCUGCCAAGAUCAGAGCUUCACGGCGGUCGUUGGUGGUAUAGUGGUGAACACAGCUGCCUGCCAAGAUCAGAGCUUCAUUUGUAAAGAAGCGCAACUAGUCUCUGCUGAUCGUGGGGCCCAAGUGCUUUCUCUUUUAGAGAAAAUCCCCUAAAUCCAAACCCUUGUCCGCUGCCCAGCAUGACAUCUGCCAUCCAUUUAAGAGUCAGUUAAGACACUUCAGCUGCUUCAGAGAGGUGCAGGACGACAGGUCCAUAAGCCACCACCCCAGACCCCACAGCAGCCCCUGUGGCUGGGCAGCCCCCAUUUCUGGCCUGGCCCCGUCACCCCCCCCCCCCCCCCCGCCGCGGUUCCCCCUCCUGCUCACACUUUCUGAAGGCCCUGUGAGAUGGCCUCAAAACAGAAGUGGCCAUGGAGUGUUGCUGCAGUGGUCACACACAGUGUUUCAUGCUAUAGUGUAGCUGAAUGGCCCUCAAGAUACGAAGUCACAUGCACACCCUUUGUCCCAUUAAGAUUCUCCUCCUCCCCCGCCUCAGAAAACUUUCAGAGCUCUUACGUCAAGGCAGAUAUAUUAUUUUGAGCAGUUGUGUAGACACCAAAAUCUAUUUUCUGUAAUCACCAGUAUUUCUCAAAAGGCCUCCUGUACUUACGAUACAUGUGAAUUUUUCCUUGUUUAUACGAUAUAUAUAAAUUAUUUUUAAUACAUCAACUUUAGAACUUUGUACCAACACAGUAACCGUACCUGGCAUUUGAAAUAAGUUUGUGUUUACUUUAACGUAUUGCACAGUAUUGAACACACCGUGUAACUGCAGUACCACUUGAUAUAAAGACGAUUCACAAAUUAUCAUCAAGUAUUGUCAAUGUAAAUGCUCUUUUUCGGAGGAUUUUACAAUAAAACUUGAGAAAAGUUA
This is a messenger RNA of Leopardus geoffroyi (Geoffroy's cat), 8695 nucleotides long. It is a transcript of the gene FSTL4, whose product is annotated as follistatin like 4. Lineage: Eukaryota; Metazoa; Chordata; Mammalia; Carnivora; Felidae. Gene Ontology annotation, biological process: regulation of BMP signaling pathway; cell differentiation; multicellular organism development. The record is from RefSeq and is a predicted model, not a curated record. Gene Ontology annotation, molecular function: protein binding; calcium ion binding. The coding region runs from base 358 to 2886 and encodes 842 amino acids. The transcript is spliced from 18 exons.